Molecule: messenger RNA, 927 nt
Organism: Mytilus trossulus (common blue mussel)
Lineage: Eukaryota; Metazoa; Mollusca; Bivalvia; Mytilida; Mytilidae
Product: merozoite surface protein 9-like
Exons: 1
Coding region: 1-927 (308 amino acids)
Source: RefSeq, a predicted model, not a curated record
AUGGAUAAAUUACCUGUUUAUUUGAUGAAGUCUAUAGAAAAUGCAUGUAGUAUAUUUGACAAUUUAACAUUCACAAUACACGGGGAUGAAAGUAAAGCACGAAUAUCAAUAAUGUUCGGACAAAGUGAUAAUAAACAAAGUAAACGAAAAUCAAAAUCUACGGAACACCGAAAUAACAAAAGAAUGGCUGAAUAUAUUCAAAAAGUUACAAAAGUAGAUACAAGUCAAGAUAGAAAUAAAAGUAUUUUACAAGAAACUGUCAAUAUCGAUGGUGAUCAAUUAAUGGAAAAUGAAAGCGCAAAUAUAAGGAGCGCUAAAACUAAUACUAUAGUAGAGAAUGGUAGCCUUACAUUACAGGAAAAGAAUGUACUUUUUUCAAACAUACAUUCCAAAAAAGUUGAAUUGGAAGAUUUAAACAAAGUAACAAAACAACAGGAAAUUAGUGACCAUCAAUUAUUCGAAACUAUGAAAACAGAUGAUAACGAUACAACAAUACCAACUCGAAAUGAAAAUCCAGAGCAGUCAGAUGAAUCUGAUAAAAAUGAUGAUGGAGAUGAUGAUGAUGAUGAAGACGACGAUGAUGAUGAUGAAGAUGAUGAUGACGACGAUGGUCAUAAUGAUGAUAUAAUUGCAGUUGAAAUCGACGAUAUCAUUUCAAAAGCGGUGAUAAAGAAAAGUAGACUUUUUUCUGAUAAAUUCAUCGCGAAAUUGAAAGGAACCGGAAAUAUUAUAAAAUAUGAUCGAGGAUCUGAUGAAGUAGAACAAGUGAAUCCAAACGAUAUAGAUUAUCAAAUAUAUAAGAAAAAUGUAGAACAUGACUUUAUGGAUGUGAGAACUUAUGGAUUCCGUCCGAAUGAUACUAACGAUAAACUUUUGUUGAUGGCUAAAUUUGCUUUUGACAAAAAACUGUUCGUUUGUAUGAAAUGA